This is a messenger RNA of Bemisia tabaci, 865 nucleotides long. The record is from RefSeq and is a predicted model, not a curated record. Lineage: Eukaryota; Metazoa; Arthropoda; Insecta; Hemiptera; Aleyrodidae.
AAUAUACAUUUUUUUUCCAGAACGGAAAUAUAUACCGUAUUUUGGACAUUCGUGUUGAAAUAAACAAAUUAUCCGGAAAAAAACAAAUCAUUCUAAGAUCGGAAUCAACCAUUGAUCACAAUGACGAAGUGGAGACAGCAGGAACACCGGAUGAGUUUAUUAAAAUAAGGCAAAUCAUUGAUAAGGAACUAGAUGUCUCUGUAGACAUCAUUGGAAAAUUCACAAGCUCCCCUAAAACUACAAAACUAAAAAUUAAGGAUGGGACGGAGAAACGCAAAGUUUUUGGCGAGUUCACAGACGAAGAAUCAACUAUAAACAUCAAUGCCUGGGGCGAGAACAUUCCAAACGAAGAUCUUUCUGCCAAAAAAAUCAAGUUCUUCAACUUGGUAUUAAAAGAAUACAAAGGUACGAAACAUCUCGAAUAUAAUUCAAGAUCUUUCUAUGAAUUUGUAAACGAAUAAUUCACCUGCAAUAAAAUCCUUAUAUGUAUUAAAAUCUGUAUUACUUCUGUACCAUAUUUUACCGAAACACAUGAGUCGUACUUGCAAAAUUUUUGAUUAAAAAAAAUUAAAGAAAGAAAAAGUAGAAAAAAACAUUAAAUCUUAUAUGAGGAAACCUAUGGUUACAUUCCAUAGUUCUCGUGCAGUCUCGUGCAUAGUUUUCGCCCAUCCCAAGCAACAGAUGUUUAUGAGUUUUAUGCGCACAUUUACGUAGUCUUAAUUGAGUCAGAAAUUCGCGUGUAUGCCACGAUAUUGAUGUGAAUAACUCGCAAUUAAUUAUAAUGAUCUUAGAAAUUCGCUAGGAACGCGACGUAUUUGCCGUGAUAUCGUGUAAUUUCUAAUUUGUUUUACAAAAUCCCUGGAAA